AUGUCCGCUCACGAUUCCGCCCACGACAACGACAAUGCAUCCCAGCACUCGAAACGCUACUCCAUCGACGGUGCUCUUGAGCUCGAACGUGAGCUAGAAAACGAACCUGUCUCACCCACUUCGGGCUCAGCCCCAGAUCGCCCCCAAUCACUCGACCCACACGUACUUGCGUCCAUCAUCACACAGCUUCAGCAGAGCGUCGCGGACUUGACCCGCGAGCGCGACGAACUUUCGCGCUCGCUCAACGAGUCUCGUGCCAACGAAGCAAGCGUCCAGGAGUCCCUGACGCUCAUUACCGAGACGUACAACCAGACCAAGAAUGAACUUGAGGCCGCCAACACCAAACUGAAUGACAACGAAGACGCCAUCUCGCUGCUCAGAACCAAAGUCGAAGAAAGCAGACGGGGCCUUAUGCGCCUGCAGUCAGAGAGCCGCAGGGCGUCUCAGGCGCCAUCCUCAAUGGACCUGGCCCGCGCUGGUCUCGGUGGCUUUGGCUCUCCUCCGCCUGGCAAUAAACGGUCGUCCUUCGUGCCUCUGACAGGGACAGCCAACGGACGUGCUCAUCGCCGAAUUUCAUCCGUGUCGGACAAUAUGUCUCUCUUUGACGCCUCAAACUUCACCUCCCCCAACUCCAUGAUGACCACCUUCGGCGAGCAGACUGCCUUGCCAGCGACAAGCAAGAGCAGCAAGCGCAUGUCCGGAUUUUUCAACCGAGCCUCACCUCCCCAGUCGAUCUACCCUCCGGAAGAAUCGGCAGAGCUGGAGCAAUUACGCCGAGAGCUUAGCGCUCUUAAGACCGAGUUGGAGGAUGUCAAGGCCGAGUUGGCCGAAGCUAACGAGGCCAAGGAAGCCUCCGAUAUGUGCGCCAAGGCGCUGCGGGCGUUUAUCGAAGAUAACAAAGUCGGCGAGAAGUCCUACGAACAGAUUGAUCUAUCCGUCCAGCCGAUUGCCAUCCCCAAGACCAUGAACCAUGAUUCACAGCACUCGAAGAAGCCAUCCGCCAACGGCAGUGCCAGUGCAGGCUGGGGCCUGAACAAACUGUGGGGAACGGGCGCGCCGCCCAAGAGCCCGCCGACGAGCCACUCCGUCUCCACCUCCCCCACGACUGCACUUGGCAAGAAGUUUGGUGACUUCUUCUCGCGGCCCGGCAACUCACUUUCUCACCAGGCGCCGAUGUAUAAUGGCAUGUCGGACACGUCCUCCAUCCCGGAAUCGAUAGAGCCCGUCAGCCCUGCUGAGGAGCAUGCCGGGAUGAAGAUCGACGUCCGGACCAACAGCACCACGUCCUCCAGCCUGGUCGGCAGCCCCGAGCCCUCCAAGCCCAUUACCCUCGCUCACUCACCCGCUCUUGAGAUGGCAUGAGCAACUCCGCCAUCGUUUUCGCAUUCAUCACCUUCGAUCUUCAUGCCCACACAUCUUGGAAGGAAGCUUUUCCGUCGGAUCUAUCAUCGACUAUGGCUCGCAAUAACAUAUACCAUGUAAUCUUAUAAGCGGAUCGGAAUUUUUGUGCGCCUCUGCCAUCAGUGGACACAACGUAUAUGACCAACGGGGACGGAUAAAGGAUAGAACGAAUUUUACGACUACACUAUGUGUACAUAU
Molecule: messenger RNA, 1599 nt
Organism: Coniophora puteana RWD-64-598 SS2
Lineage: Eukaryota; Fungi; Basidiomycota; Agaricomycetes; Boletales; Coniophoraceae
Exons: 2
Coding region: 1-1362 (453 amino acids)
Source: RefSeq, a predicted model, not a curated record